CACAGGUGACCGCAGACACUUGAGUUGUGACAACAUCUCGACCGUCAAAACGAAAACAAAUUAGCGAACGAAGUGCAGUCGGUCGUCGGCGGCGUGUCGGUGUGUGUGCGGAGAUGCAGUGAAAGCUAAGACUCUCAAACUCUGCCUUUGCCUUUUGCCGCGGCCCUUCGCUGACAGUUGUUUGCGGGGUUGUUAUCACAGCGGUGAGGAGCGCGCGCGCACUUUCCCUCAACCUGACUCGUUCUGUCUGACCUUCAGAGCGGGCUCUUCACCAACCAGACAUGUAGUGACCAGAGAAAGAGUUUAAUCAUCUUUGUGAGCUCUCUUUUCCUCUCAUACAGCUUCCUUUACUUCUCGGGCUGGACUGUGCCGCAUUAACAUCGGCUCGCCCUCCCCUGCCCCCUCGCCCCCCAGCAAUGGCCUCACGUAUCGGGCUGCGGAUGCAGCUGAUGCGAGACCAGCUGCAGCAGGAGGAGCAGCGUGAGCGGCAGCAGCAGCAGCAGAAUGCAGCCCUGCAGUACAUGCAGCAACGCAUGGCCGGGCCUCCUGCACCCACGCCCGCCAUUAGCACCCCGCAGCAUUACCAAAGCAUGCAGGUCCCAGUGGAGGUCCUGAAGGUACAGACUCACCUCGAAAACCCGACAGACUAUCACAUCCGUCAGUCACGGAAGCAACAGGUGAAAGAAUACCUUUCAACCACCUUCGCCACCAAACAGACAGUCAACGCAGUAGCAGGGAUAAUGCCACCAUCUUCUCCCACAAACAUGGGACCUGCUGGGGGUUCAGCAUCAGCACCUCCUCCUCUGCACUCCCCCCACAUGCGCACGGAGCAGCUCAUGUCUGGGAACAGCGCCCCCAACAGCCCCAUGGCCAUGCUGAACAUCGGCUCCAGCCAUGAAAAGGAGAUGGACGAGGUCAUUGAUAACAUCAUCAGUAUGCAGUCCAAUUACGACGAAGCAUUCAUUGAUUCCAUUCAGAUGCCAAACACACUCCCACUGUCAAGCAGUCACCUGGAUGUGUACACUGGUCCUGGAAUGAAGGGGCCCGCCAUCGCCAUGACAAGUAACUCCUGUCCUGCCAAUCUGACUAUCAAGAGAGAACUGUCAGAAGCCCGUGCGCUGGCCAAGGAGAGGCAGAAAAAAGACAACCACAAUCUGAUUGAAAGGAGGAGGAGAUUCAACAUUAAUGAUCGCAUCAAGGAGCUUGGCACCAUGAUCCCCAAAACAAAUGACCUCGACGUGCGCUGGAACAAAGGCACUAUCUUGCGGGCAUCUGUAGAGUAUAUUAAGCGCAUGCAGAAGGAUGUGCAGAGAUCCAGAGAGGUGGAAAACAACUUCAAAAGAAUGGAAAUGGCCAAUAAGCAGCUGUUGCUUCGCAUCCAGGAGUUGGAGAUGCAGGCUCGUCUGCAUGGGCUACCUAGCACCUCUCCCUCUGGCUUCAACCCAACUGACAUGGUGCCUUCCUACAUAAAACAAGAGACCAGCCCAGAGGAGAACAUGUCCCACCAGCAGCAACAAGUCCACCACCAGCAGCAGCAUCUACCCCACAACCAGGCUCAGCCACAGAUCCAGCAGCACCAUUUCCUUCCCCAGACCCACCACCACCCUCAGGUCCAGGCCCAGCAUCAGCCAAGGCAGCUGCCACCACUCCCACAGCAGCUCCAACCCCAGCAGCCCAUCCAGUACCCAGCCGUGGGCAGCUCCCAGCCCUUUGACUUUGUCCAAUCGCUGGACUUGUGCGAUGGCAUCCCUGGUUUCUCAGACGGCAUGUCAGGGUUGGGUGACCUGGGUGGACUGGAUGUCCAGGGGAGAAGAGGCGAUUUGAGCUUCUUGAUUAUGGAUGAGCCUUUGUCUCCAAUGGGUGGCGACCCGCUGCUCUCUGCAAUGUCCCCAGAGGCCUCUGUCGACUCUAGCCGCAGAUCCAGCUUUAGCAUAGACGAUGGGGACAUAAUGUAGACAUAUACGCACACACACACACACACAUGCAAUUACACACUCGAGGGUUCAUCGUGGUCAUAGAUGAAAUAUCAGCAAGGUAGAAAAGAACACAGCAAAUACACAAAAAUGAAGGAAUCAUUUACUCAUCACACAGUUUUACAUACAGCAGCGACACUCAGUUAUGGUACAAUUAUCUCUGUGAUGGUAAAGAGCAUCUUCACAGAAGGAAACAUGCUGUUCAGAGUAGGCAUUUGUGUGUACACUCACACUCAGACACAACACACACACUCACACAAGAGCCUGUGAUCUGAGCAGCUUUGAUCAGAGCAGAGCAGUUUAAAACUUUGCAGACCAGCACACUGAGCAUUGACUAGUAGUGACUUAGCACAGCCAGACCAGUUACAUAGCACACUUAUCCUUAUUUCCCUGAAAGUGUCUCUGAACCGUAAUUGGACAGCGGACAAAACCAACAGUUAAUUAGUCCAACGCCAUAUGAGACAAGGAGAAGUCAGCCCAUUGUCUGGCCUGACAGAUGACAGGUUAUUUCACUCCUGCACACAACCUCACACAGUAACUGUAAAUGAUUGGAGGAAUGAUAGUUGAUAAAACGGAAAGAGCUUUUUGGUCCUGCAUGCAUGAUUUAUCUGGAUGGAAGAGGUCAGAUCACAUAGUUGCGUUCCUCACUCUGUUCUUCCACAGUUGGUUUUAGCCUCAAACACUGGCUGUUUAUUGUUUGCCAAACUUCUGUGGAGGCCCGCUAAGUGGGAGUGUUCACCUUUAGAGAGUCCAUCGCUGGACUGUAAACAAUCAGAGGCAAAAAUUCAGCUCGCAGCAAAGCCCUUUACAUGAUCUGUGUUACAUUUACUCCACUUUAAGUUGAAACCCUUGUCUUAUUACUAACACACGCAGGCACCCACUGCCAUCACUGGUUUCCAGCACCUAUGAGGUGUCACGAUCUGCACUGGAAGGCGAUGUACUAUGAUGGAGAAAGCACAGAGAAAUACUUAGGAUGAUCAAAAUCAGCAAGUCUAUAAUGUGUCAAAAAUACUCAGGUAUUAUCAAAGAAUUCACAAGAUGGCUCCCGUUUGAACAGAGGUUAUUGACCAUAACUGUGUCUGUGUCUCUUUGCCCCAAUCUGUGUCUUUUGAUUUAUGCAGCUACUUCUCUUCAUGUUUAUUUUUCUUAUAAACUGGGGGUCAUUUUUGGGCUUUAGUUGUGCCUUUAAAUGCACCUUUCUGCAGUUUGCUUUAACUCUACUUUUAUCGGUUCAGAUGAAAAACUUGUUAUUGUGUAUCCAAGUAACUUUUUAGGGUUUGUUCAGGAAGCCUAUGUGAAAGAAAAAGCGUUCAGGUUUUACAGGAGAAAGGAAAUGAGGACGUUUGCUCUUGAGUUCAGUGUCUCUUUUAAAAAAAAGCCUCAUCUUAGAGCUCACUCUCAUGCUUUCAGACUCACGCAUGCUCAGAAUGAAACACACAUGUACAUUCUUGGGCUCAGACAUGUAAAUAAAGUGCAGUGUGCCUUGAGGCUGUUUUCAGAUCACCCUCCUACAGCCUCACUCACCCCCCCCCUUGUGAUGGAAGUAACUCAGCCGGUUGCAGAGGUAAAGCUCAGGUCUUUGUUCAGGCUGUCAUCUGCAGGUAAUUCAUUUCUCCGGUUGUCAGGGUGAUGAUUUGAGCAGGUUGUGGUGCACCUGUGUUGUAUCUCUGUUGUGUAACACCUAAGGCUUGGCUUUAAUUUGUUAUUGCCUUUGAUCAGAACAGAAAAAGUUAGGAAAAAAGAAAAGUUCAUGAUGAUUUUUUAAAAACUUUGAUUAAAAAAGUGUUUGUUUUCUUUACUUUAGAGUUUGUUGUUUAUUGUAUCUCCCAAAGCACUGGAAACUAUAUUAUUAUUUUGACUUUGUAAAUGGAAUUUGAUUUUACUGUAUAUGUUGUAUGCCACUAAGCCACUUAACUGUAUUUUAUUUGUAUUUGUUGUUUUAGUUUUGUUUUAAUUCUAUUCCAAAACUACCCCCUCUUCUUAGAGCCAAUUUUUCUAGAAGUCACUGUAAACGCAUUAAGCCAGUUUUUCACUGGAAAAAGACCGGGAAAACAUUUAUUACCUUCUCGAUUUCAGAUGAGAGACGAUUAGAUUUUUGUGCAUUGAAGAUACCAUUUUUAUAUGACUGGGGUUUUCAUUUUUCUCUCUGUUUUAACUUUUUUGAUUUGAAGCCAGACAAGAUGAUUAUGUGAUUUGACUGAAAUAAAAUUGCGCCUUUGAUGAAUGUAAGGUUUGCUAGGUUUUGCAGUCAGACUGAAGUAUGUCAUCAUUUUGCCCCACCUGCCCCUUUCCUGCCCGACUUCUGUGUCUGGACUGGAAGACGAUUGACUUUGCGGAACUCUGUGUCAGUGUUUUUGUGACUGCCUGGAGUUGUACCACAGACUGUGCGUUUGUUGUUGUCCACAUUAGUGCCUUUCUGCUGCAGUUGGACUGUGCUUAUGCAGUCACUCAGCCAACACUCCAAAGAGCUCCUCAGGCCUCCUCUGACCUUCCACUUUUGGGCGCUCUGCAGGGCAGCCACACAGGGAAAAGUGGUUCUGUAUUAGCAGAAGACAUAAAAUCUUUUACCAGA
This is a messenger RNA of Menidia menidia (Atlantic silverside), 4545 nucleotides long. The record is from the annotation of a GenBank genome assembly. NCBI's taxonomy places the organism in Eukaryota, Metazoa, Chordata, Actinopteri, Atheriniformes, Atherinopsidae.